UAGUUACUAGGCAGGGAGAUCGAGGAGGUGGCAGAUAGUGCUCAUGUGACUUGUCACAUGACUUCAGAUCAGCCGAAAUCCAAAAUGGGACGCCAAGCCUGCCUCCUAGGGCUCCUUGCUCUCGUCAUCAAUGGCCAAUGCACGUAUAGCCCUGAGCCGGACCAGCGGUGGAUGCUGCCCCCAGGCUGGGUGUCUCUGGGCCGAGUGGACCCUGAAGAAGAGCUGAGUCUCACUUUUGCCCUGAAACAGCAGAACCUGGAAAGACUCACGGAGCUGGUGCAGGCGGUGUCGGAUCCCAGCUCUCCUCGAUAUGGAAAGUACCUAACCCUAGAAGAUGUAUCUGAGUUGGUCCAACCAUCACCACUGACCCUGCACACCGUCCAAAAAUGGCUUUUGGCAGCUGGAGCCCGGAACUGUCAUUCAGUGACUACACAGGACUUUCUGACUUGCCGGCUGAGUGUCUGGCAGGCUGAGCUGCUGCUCCCUGGGGCUGAGUUUCAUCGCUAUGUGGGGGGACCUACAGAGACCCAUGUUGUAAGGUCCCCACAUCCCUACCAGCUCCCCCAGGCCUUGGCCCCUCAUGUGGACUUUGUAGGGGGACUGCACCGUUUUCCUCCUACAUCAUCUCUGAGACAACGGCCAGAGCCACAGGGGGGAAAAACUGUUGGCCUUCACCUGGGAGUGACUCCAUCUGUGCUCCGUCGGCGAUACAACCUGACAGCACAAGAUGUGGGCUCUGGCACCACCAAUAAUAGCCAGGCCUGUGCCCAGUUCCUGGAACAGUAUUUCCAUGACUCAGAUUUGACUGAGUUCAUGCGCCUGUUUGGUGGCGAUUUUGCACACCAGGCAUCAGUAGCCAGAGUGGUUGGAAAACAGGGACGAGGCCGAGCUGGGAUCGAGGCCAGUCUAGACGUGGAAUACCUGAUGAGUGCUGGUGCCAACAUCUCCACUUGGGUCUACAGUAGCCCUGGCCGGCAUGAGGCACAGGAGCCCUUCUUGCAGUGGCUCCUGCUUCUCAGCAAUGAGUCAACCUUGCCACAUGUACAUACUGUGAGUUAUGGAGACGAUGAAGACUCCCUCAGCAGCAUCUACAUCCAGAGAGUCAACACCGAGUUCAUGAAGGCUGCUGCUCGGGGUCUCACCCUACUUUUUGCCUCAGGUGACACUGGAGCUGGGUGUUGGUCUGUCUCUGGAAGACACAAGUUCCGUCCUAGCUUCCCUGCUUCUAGCCCCUACGUCACUACAGUAGGCGGCACUUCCUUCAGGAAUCCAUUCCUCAUCACAAAUGAAGUAGUUGACUAUAUCAGUGGUGGAGGCUUCAGCAAUGUUUUCCCGCAGCCUUCAUACCAGGAGGAAGCAGUGGCCCAGUUCUUGAAGUCCAGCUCUCAUCUACCACCAUCUAGUUACUUCAAUGCUAGUGGUGGUGCCUACCCAGACGUUGCUGCACUUUCUGAUGGCUACUGGGUAGUCAGCAACAAGGUCCCCAUUCCAUGGGUAUCUGGAACCUCGGCCUCUACUCCAGUGUUUGGGGGAAUUUUAUCCUUGAUAAAUGAACACAGAAUACUCAAUGGCCGCCCCCCUCUUGGCUUUCUCAAUCCAAGACUUUAUCAGCAGCAUGGAGCAGGACUGUUUGAUGUAACCCAUGGCUGCCAUGAGUCCUGUCUGAAUGAAGAAGUGGAGGGUCAGGGUUUCUGCUCUGUUCCUGGCUGGGAUCCUGUGACAGGUUGGGGAACUCCCAACUUCCCUGCCCUACUGAAGACUCUACUCAACCCUUGACCCUUUCUUGCUGGGAAAGUAGAAUUGUCCCCUCUGCUACAAGAGAAGGCUUAGUCCCUUAUUCUGCCUCAAUGGAAGCCCUGCGAAACUCUUAACUCUUGCCUCCUGCAGCCAUCUUUUCCCUAACCCUCAAACGCUGUGAGCAGCACUUGACUCCCAACCCUACUGUGCUGCAUCAAACUCAGGUCUCCUAACUCAACAAGAUGCUAUAACCAGGUUA
Molecule: messenger RNA, 1996 nt
Organism: Cricetulus griseus (Chinese hamster)
Lineage: Eukaryota; Metazoa; Chordata; Mammalia; Rodentia; Cricetidae
Source: RefSeq, a predicted model, not a curated record